Rhipicephalus microplus (southern cattle tick) is the source of this 1882-nucleotide messenger RNA. Its product is annotated as retinol dehydrogenase 7. Lineage: Eukaryota; Metazoa; Arthropoda; Arachnida; Ixodida; Ixodidae. Gene Ontology annotation, molecular function: oxidoreductase activity. The record is from RefSeq and is a predicted model, not a curated record. Gene Ontology annotation, cellular component: intracellular membrane-bounded organelle. Gene Ontology annotation, biological process: steroid metabolic process.
GCCGAUAUUAAUGCAGUAUAGGAGAGGCACAGCCAUGCGGACUUCGUGGCUUUUUUUUGCCGUGUUCUCGGUACUCCUCUGGAAGCUGUGGGACCGUGUGCCGUUGCUUCCCGAACUUGGAAGCUUCGUCGGGUCUCUCGUGAUCAUCUUCUGGGUGUCGUACUGUUUAUCCGGCAUCCUGUGGAAGAAGUUGUUCGUCAAGCAGCUACCAGUUGACGGUAAAGCCGUUCUGAUCACAGGUUGUGACAGCGGCUUCGGACACGCACUGGCGACUCGAUUAAGUCGAGACGGGUUCGUGGUGUUUGCCGGAUGCAUCGACUCCCAAAGCGAUGGGGCCAGGGUCCUUGGCAAACAGCACAAUACGACGGUGCUCCAGAUGGACAUCACCAAAGCCGACCAAGUUGACGCUGCCUUCGAAAGAGUUCAGCAAGCUCUGGGCUCGAGAGCCCUUUGGUCCGUAGUCGCCAAUGCCGGUGUUCGAAACAAUGGCCUCCUGGAGUGGAUCACAAUGGAGAGCAUCGUGAAGAUAUUCGACGUGAACGUUUUCGGGACGCUGAGGGUCACCAAAAAGUUCCUGCCAAUGCUGAAGAAGAGCAAGGGACGCAUGAUCGUCGUCACCAGUCCAUUUGGGCACGUCACGAUGCCAAUGGGAGUGCCGUACUGUAUGACGAAAUACGCCUUGGUUUCAAUGGUCGACGGGCUACGGCGAGAAUGCAAAGGAAAGGGCGUGGAUUUCGUCAACAUAGAACCAAUCGCCUACAAAACGGCGAUCACGACGAACUUGGGUGCUCAGGCCGAGACGCAGCCAGAGCUUCAGCAACAGUCACCAGAGGUCGUGGCCAACUUCAGCGUGAAGGAAGUGCGGCGGUGGCUCGACAUGCCCAGCCAGCUCUACGAGUUGAUCUCCAGAGACGACGUCAACGAAGUGGUGGACCAAAUGGUGCUGGCCAUCGGGGAGACGUACCCGAAGACCCGCUACAUCUCAAAGUUUCGUCUGGGCGGCAUCUUGUACUACGGAGCUGCAGUAUUGCCCACUGAACUGGCGGACUUGGCAAUUGGAUUGGGUAUGAGGACGCUGCCAUUCGUGUCGAGAAUAUUGAGGACUCAUGCCGGUAAAAGGGAGUGACGUCAUCGAAGUACGUCCGAAUGGCAGGCAUAAAAAAGGAAGAACUCUCACGAUAGAGGGACGAUAAAGACAUAUGGCACUGAUAUAGCGAAGUAUGACCACAUAUGCUUCCAUGAGGAAGAUAAAUAACACAUUUGUAUCGGUGUACAGUCUUUUAGGUAGGGUUCUGCAGCCCGAUGCCCGCUGCAUAGCGGACAUGCCAUUAGAUCAGCAGCAAAUAUGAAAACGUAACAAUGCUUAAUUCAACGUGACUUAACUCAGCGAGCCAUCAGACUAGAUAUGCAACACACACACUCUGGUUAAAGAAACUGAAACAGGCCCGCAACAAAGCUUUGAGUCAAUAGAAUUACUACCUUGUUAGUUUUCUGGACAGCGAGUCUACGAUCUACUUUACGGAUUGUAACUUUUUGUUGAUAAUUAUGUCCACACGAAGCAUGAAACGUGUGCCUGAACUCCGAACGAUCUCUUUAUGAAGUGAGAUUCCCGAAGCCGAUAAAAAAUUGUAGCUCAUGAGCUCGGUCGUAAGUACUGAUCCUCCGGAAAAACUCUGAAGUCGUCAGAUCCACGUAACAACACUCUUAGCAUUGUGAUCUCGACGUGUUCUUGUAUUGUGCGAAGAAACAAAGUAUUUCCAAUGGGAAAAAAACUGCCAUAUUUUCCUAGCUUUCCAUGCUGCCAUGCAGUUGUUGUGUUGUUAUUGUGUUGUGUUGUUAUUGCACACCGGCGUCUUGACCCUGCAAUGUGCCAAUAAAGAAA